Molecule: messenger RNA, 834 nt
Organism: Eucalyptus grandis
Lineage: Eukaryota; Viridiplantae; Streptophyta; Magnoliopsida; Myrtales; Myrtaceae
Product: cytochrome B5-like protein
Exons: 7
Coding region: 168-485 (105 amino acids)
Cellular component (GO): intracellular membrane-bounded organelle; membrane
Molecular function (GO): heme binding
Source: RefSeq, a predicted model, not a curated record
UCUCUCUCUCUCUCUCUCAUCUCCGAUCAGCGUCUCCCGCCGCCGGCAUUGCAUUCAAAUCUCGGCCGCCGCCGCCCCCGCCGCCGGUGGUGAAACCGAAGCUGCUCCAGGAGGCGACAUCCGCCUCCCUCUCGCAACUCCUCGCGGCACCCGUCAAGUUCGAGGCGAUGGUGAUUAUCGCGGUGGCGGUGCUGCUGGGGAUUUUAGGCGCUCUUCUGCUGCUUCUUCCUCGGAACCGCAAGUCCGGCCAUUUGGAAAAGGUUCAGUCCAAUUCCAGCGCUCAGGGAUGCAAAUCUUACACCAAAGUGGAUGUUGCUCUGCACAACAAACGAACUGAUUGUUGGAUAAUCAUUAAAGACAAGGUGUAUGAUGUUACCUCUUAUGUGGAGGAACACCCAGGUGGUGAUGCCAUUUUGACUCAUGCAGGGGAUGAUUCUACAGAAGGAUUUUUGGGCCACAGCAUGCGACCCGAGUUUUUGACAUGAUUGAAGACUUUUUAUAUUGGGGAUCUCAAGCAAUGACCGCUCAUGGAAUUCGGUUGCAAGAUCAUCUGGAUACCUCCCCAAGAGACAAAAGGCGCUAGUCAAAAUUUUCAAAUCUCAACUUAUUUCCUCUCUCUUAGCAAUGAGGGGACACCACCUCUCUGUCAAAUGCAUUUUUCAACGGACUGGUUGACUGAUGACUGACGUUGGGCCGAUCCCAAAUUUACAAAUUUCGAAAGUGGUCGCUCGCGAAAGAGCAAGCGACUUGAUCGGACCACAUUUAGUAUUUCAAAUGCACUUUUUGAUGACCUUCUUUGUUAAUUCAUAAUCGAAGAUAAUUUGCUUUUCUUCA